AAUUGGUCAAUAGAGUAUAUAAAGCGAAUCUGAAAUUUGGUCAGGCAAGUUGUAUCUACGACAAUACAGAGUUUGGACACUUAGCGUAUUAUCUUUUUCGAAAAGCAAAAUGAAAGCCGUAGUUAUCAUUGCACUCGUGGCCUACUUGGUCUAUGUAAGCUCUGAUGAUUCCGUUAGACUGGACUGUGAUACCAAUAUAACGGAGAACCAUACAAUGGUUCGACACCCAUGCAGCUGCACCACUUACUUCGUUUGUCUGACCGACCCACCAAUGCCCAUGGAAUGUCCUUCUGGUCUUUACUUCGAUGAAGAGAAGCAAGUUUGCAACUACAAAAUUAAAGUCAAUUGCAGACCAAAGCCAGGAUGUAGAACUGUUUAA
This is a messenger RNA of Bombus pyrosoma, 379 nucleotides long. Its product is annotated as peritrophin-1-like. Gene Ontology annotation, cellular component: extracellular region. The record is from RefSeq and is a predicted model, not a curated record. Bases 110 to 379 code for a protein of 89 amino acids. Lineage: Eukaryota; Metazoa; Arthropoda; Insecta; Hymenoptera; Apidae. Gene Ontology annotation, molecular function: chitin binding. The transcript has 2 exons.